Clunio marinus is the source of this 1195-nucleotide messenger RNA. The record is from the annotation of a GenBank genome assembly. NCBI's taxonomy places the organism in Eukaryota, Metazoa, Arthropoda, Insecta, Diptera, Chironomidae.
ACAGAAUAUUCAGAAUAUUUCAUUGUACCUACGCUACUGGAAACAUUUUGUGUGAAAUAUUUCUGAAAAGAAGAAAAAUCAAAUUAUAAAUCUUGUUAAAUUUAAUAAUAAUAAUAAAUCAACGCUUUAAAGCAUUUCAACAUUUAUUCGAGUAUUAUAAUGCAACACGAAAGUAAUAACGUGUCAGAGUCAACCACAAUUUGCAGCGAGAAACUUAAUGGUCAACAUAACAAUGGAACAAGCGAGGAAGAUGAGCAUGAUGAAGAACAAUAUCUGAAUUUAAUUCGCAAAAUAAUAAAGAAAGGUGUAACACGAGAUGACCGCACUGGUGUUGGCACUAAGAGUAUUUUUGGAACACAAAUGCGUUUCAAUCUUCGUGAUCAAUUUCCUUUGUUGACAACUAAGCGAGUAUUUUGGAGAGCUGUAGCUGAGGAGCUUCUCUGGUUCAUUCAAGGAUCCACCGACGCUAAAUUACUGCAAGAGAAAAACAUUCGAAUCUGGGAUGGAAACAGCACAAGAGAAUUUCUCGACGCUUCUGGAUUUCCACAUCGUCAGGUUGGUGAUUUGGGACCAGUUUAUGGCUUUCAGUGGCGUCAUUUUGGUGCUGAAUAUGGCACAUGCAAUGAUGAUUACACUGGUAAAGGAAUCGACCAACUGAAGGAAGUUAUCGAACGAAUUAAAAGAAAUCCCACUGACCGUCGCAUUAUCAUGACAGCUUGGAAUCCAAUUCAGAUUCCCGACAUGGCAUUGCCACCUUGUCAUUGCUUGGUGCAAUUUUAUGUCGCUGAUGGUGAGCUUAGUUGUCAAUUGUACCAACGUUCAGCUGACAUGGGUCUUGGUGUUCCUUUCAACAUUGCUUCUUAUGCUUUACUCACUUACAUGAUUGCUCAUGUCACGAAUCUUAAAAUUGGCGAUUUUAUUCAUACACUCGGCGAUGCGCAUGUUUACUUGAAUCAUAUUGAGCCAUUGAAAGCACAAAUUGAACGUGUGCCACGUCCAUUUCCUCAAUUAAAGAUUAAACGUCAAGUUGAAAAUAUUGACGACUUCAAAUUUGAGGAUUUCGAAAUUAUUGGCUACGAUCCUUACCCAACCAUCAAAAUGGAAAUGGCGGUUUAACAUAAAAUCAUCUUUAUUAUUAAUCUCGUAUUCCUUUCAUGUAUUCUUGAAGAAAUAAAGUUUUACGAUGAGAAAAUCU